This is a messenger RNA of Symbiodinium pilosum, 822 nucleotides long. NCBI's taxonomy places the organism in Eukaryota, Dinophyceae, Suessiales, Symbiodiniaceae. The record is from the annotation of a GenBank genome assembly.
AUGGCGGUUGAACUAGGGCACAUGAAGCGAUCUGUCGCUGGACACCUGCCAGCUGUCCCUGAGCCUGAGAGGAAGCGCCGUCGCAUUCCUCUACAACAAGUAGUGGGCGAGCUGCGAGCGGCUGGACUGUCUCAGCCCGCGCUUUCCUUCAUGCAGGAAGUUGAUAAGCGGCGAAGACUAGAAGGGCCAGACCUCAAAGUUCUGAAGCGUGACGUGCAAGAACUAGCAGUGACGGAUGCCACCAAGAGACGACGGAUAAUGCCGGAGCAAGUGCCCGUUCUGAAAGUUGCAAAACGUCGCAUCGCUGAAGUACGGGAGCUGACGCCGCAAACUGGUGCCAUCGUUCCCUUUAAGCGCCCUCAUCAGUUCCAGCCGGUCCGCAGCACCAAUUCUUGUGUACAGCUGCUCUUAUCCGGUGCUACUGGACUUACGCAGCUGACGAUGGACUCCCACGGAACCAUCUUCGAGGUCUACGACCACGGCUUCUUGUUGACAGAGCUUCCAAGAGGGUGGCAGCCCAUCGUGAACUCGUCUGGGCGUUUGGCGAGGGUUGCGAAGGUUGCGCUGGACCCGCACGGUACUGCCUACUUUCUGUCUGAGGGCGGCGAGCUGUUGAUGAUGGUGUCUGCCGUGCGAUAUCUUGAGCGCUCCACACCUGAUGAUGAUGAGUUGAAGCUUGAAUUUGUUGACAAAGCCAAGAUUCCUGCCGAUGCGCAUCUGGACCUGGACUUUGAUGAAAACUUCAGCCCUUCCACCUUCGCACCAUCACCUGGUGCUGAGAUGACUACGGACGAAGAGGCUAUGGAUUGGGAGGCUGUCUAG